AUGCCUUCUCCAUUGACCCUUUUCCUCGGACUUGCCACACUGCUAUUCGGCGUCUUUGUGUCUCGAUCACCAUUCAUGAUGACCACAGCCCCAGCUUCCGGAUCCAAGCCCUGGGCUGAUCAGCCCAUGAAGCUUGUUGCGACUCCCCAGUACGAGUCCAAGAAGACGGACCUCUUCAGUACAGGUGCAACGCAUAUGGCGCUGCUGCACAACUCCAUCUUUAGAGGGUACAACAGCAUCUACCUGCAAGCACCACAUGUCCAGGACGCGGACAAGGCCGACUUCAUCGGAUAUGCUUUGACUUGGUUUAAGUUCGUCAAGUCGCACCACGAUGACGAGGAGGAUUCCCUGUUCACCAAGAUCGAGGAGCUUCUCGAAGACAAGACCGUCUUUGAAGAGACACACAAGGAGCACGAGUCCUUCCUCCCCGGCCUCGCCGAGUUCAACAAAUACCUACUCUCUGUCCAGCCCAACCCACAAUCCUUCGACCCAACCGAGCUCGUGCGCAUCAUGGACGGCUUCGCUGCCAACUUCGAGAACCACUUCCACUCCGAGAUCAAGACGAUCGCGAGCCUGGCCGAACACCCGAACGCCCCCGCCCCGGACACACCCCGUGCCGCCGAGGCGUCCAACACCUUCAAGGUCUGGGGCAAGAACACGGUCACCAAGGCGGGCACGACGGACGUGGUCCCGUUCUUCCUGCUGAACCUGGACCGGUCCACCCAGUUCGAGGAGGGCCAGUGGGCGAACUGGCCGCCCAUCCCUGCGCCUAUCAAGUGGGGGCUGAUCAACAUCGGCGGGUGGAUCAACGGGAACUACUGGAAGUUCUCGAGCUGCGACGCCUCGGGCGCCAGGAGGGAGCUGUAUGCCCUGCAGGGCGACAAGGCCAAGGCGUAG
Messenger RNA from Diaporthe citri, 897 nucleotides. RefSeq lists its product as uncharacterized. NCBI's taxonomy places the organism in Eukaryota, Fungi, Ascomycota, Sordariomycetes, Diaporthales, Diaporthaceae. The coding region runs from base 1 to 897 and encodes 298 amino acids. The transcript is spliced from 3 exons. The record is from RefSeq and is a predicted model, not a curated record.